AUCUUUGGCGUCAGCGAAAAGGUCGCAGCAGUCAAGAUGUAUGGCGUCACAAGCUGAACACACAGAGGCAAACAAGACUUGUAACCCGUAAACCUCGAGCUAAAUUCCCGGAGAGAGGCAGUGAUACGACGCCGGUACACGCUGCGGCCUGACAUGGACGUCCAGCGUGGGUUGUAGACUUCUGCAUCGGGACGAAGAGGAUGGGCCCCGCAUGCCGCUUUCUUAGGAGAUGUCUCUGGGUCGGCUCCUGCGGCGCGCCUCAUCCAAGGCCUCCGACCUCUUGACCUUUAACCCCGGCGCGGCGCAGCGCUCGGGCCUGGACGGAGAGAUCAUUUACUCCAAAAAUAAUGUGUGCGUGCACCCUACAGAGCCGUUGCCGGGCCUGGCGGAACACCACCCAGGCUACCUGUGCGUGCACGUGGAGAAGGAUGAGAGCCUGGGCACCACUCUCAUUUUGACCUGGGUACCCAACUCGCGUAUCCAGAGGCAGGACGAAGAGGCGCUGCGCUACAUCACGCCUGACAGUUCGCCCGUGCGACGCCACGCGCGGCGCAGAGGCAGACGAGCGCACUCGCGCCCGCCAGCUGCGCAAGUGGAAGAAGAAGACGAAGAGACGAACCUCACUUGCAGCUCCUCUGUGGAGAGCCACGGUUCGGCGGAGAGCGGGACGGACCGCCCCCCAGUGCAGCACAAGCGGCUGGGCGAGGAGGGCGACGAGGGCUCCUGUGAGCUCUCGGACGAAGUGAGCACCGUGGGCUCUGACUCGGACACCUUCUCCUCGCCCUUCUGCUUGUCACCCGUCAGCGAAGCGCUCUGCGAGAGCGGCAGCUCUGUCUUCUUGGACAGUGAUAGCAGCCCCCAGGGUGCAAUACCGCAUGUGUCCAGUAGGCGACUCACUUCACCGUCUUCCAACGGCGACUGCAGGGAGCUGUCGGAGGAGCUCAUGCAGCAGUCGGUGAGCUCGGCCUCUAGCCUGGAGAGCAACGGCCAGUCGCAGGGCGCUCGCUGGGAGGAGCAGCAGAAGGUGCUGGCGCUGGAGCAGCUGUGCGGCGUCUUCCGAGUAGACCUGGGCCACAUGAGGUCGCUGCGCCUCUUCUUCAGUGAUGAAGCCUGCACCGGCGGCCAGCUGGUGAUAGCCAGCCGGGAGAGCCAGUACAAGGUCCUCCACUUUCACCACGCAGGCCUGGACAAGCUGGCCGAGGUUUUCCAACAGUGGAAGUGCUGCAGGGAGACACAGCAGGUGUCGAACGAGAAGUCCUGCAUGCAGUUCUCCAUCCAGAGGUCCACACUGCCGUCGGCCGAGAGCCAUCCCGAGGAGAAGCUCUACCGGAGGCUGGAUGUCGGCUCUUGGCUACGGCAUCUCAAUCAAAACGGCCAAGUGGAGGAGGAGUACAAGCUGCGCAAGGCCAUCUUCUUCGGGGGUAUCGAGCCAUCUAUCCGCGGCGAGGUGUGGCCCUUCCUCUUGCACUACUACAGCUACGACUCCAGCUCGCAGGAGAGGGAAGCGUGGAGGCUGCAGAAGCGGACGCAGUACCACGACGUCCAGCAGAGAAGGUUGAACAUGAGCCCCGAGGAGCACAGCGACUUCUGGCGGAAGGUCCAGUUCACGGUGGACAAGGAUGUGGUGAGGACGGACCGCAGCAACCAGUUCUUCAGGGGAGACAACAACCCCAACGUGGAGAUCAUGAGGCGCAUCCUGCUCAACUAUGCCGUGUUUAAUCCCGUCAUGGGCUACUGCCAGGGCAUGUCGGACCUGGUGGCCCCACUCCUGACCGAGAUCCAAGACGAAAGCGACACCUUCUGGUGCUUUGUGGGCCUCAUGGAGAACACCAUCUUCAUCAGCUCGCCGCGGGACGAGGACAUGGAGAGGCAGCUGAUGUACCUGCGUGAGCUGCUGCGCCUGAUGCUGCCCGACUUCCACCGGCACCUGAUGGCGCUGGGCGAGGAUGGGCUCCAGCUGCUCUUCUGCCACCGCUGGAUCCUCCUCUGCUUCAAGCGCGAGUUCCCCGACACGGACGCGCUUCGCAUGUGGGAGGCCUGCUGGGCGCACUACCAGACGGAUUACUUCCACCUGUUCCUGUGCGUGGCCAUCAUCGUCCUUUACGGCGAGGAUGUCACUGAUCAGCAGCUGGCCACUGACCAAAUGCUGCUGCACUUCAGCAACCUGUCUAUGCACAUGAACGGAGAGCUGGUGCUACGCAAGGCACGCAGCCUCCUCUACCAAUUCCGCCUCCUACCCAGAAUCCCUUGCAGUCUCCACGACCUGUGCAAAUUGUGCGGGCCGGGCAUGUGGGAUAGCCGCUACAUCCCUGCUGUGGAGUGUUCUGGCGAGCACGCGGACUCGCAGAGCUGCCCUUACGGGGGCACGUCCACGCCGCUGGCCUCCUCGCCCGUCCCCACGUGCACGCCCUCGCCCUCCACAGGCGCCAAGUCCCUGGAUAUUUUCACCUUCAGGAAACAGUCCUGAAAUUUGUGUCCUCGGUGCCGGGAUUCCUGGAGUGUCUUCCGCUCACCGUCUCGCCCAGGACACCUUUUAUGUGGUGCGGCGUCAGCCGAAAGCCGAGGUGGGCCGGGCCUCGCUUUCCAAGUGCAGCGGACAAUCGGCAGCCUUUGCGGACUCACCGAGGCGCCUUUGUCGUCAGCUGUUUGUGAACAUCUUUAUUAGAAGACGAAUAUUUUUCAACACAAAGCCCUCCUGCGCCGUGGAGGCUGAUUCUACUUUCUCUCUGUGGAUGCAAAUCCAUCCAUCAAUCGUAUAUCAUGUGCGCUCAGCUAUGUCCACACAGGACUCUGUCAAAAAAUCGACAAACUCGUUCACCCAAUCCCCCCACCCAUCUGCUUCUUCUUUGUUCUCACCUUACGCAAGUGACAAUUGCUGUUGUUUCAAUUUUGCCCAAAUGUUUGUUUGCUUCACUCCCACUUUUUUUGCGCCAACUCUUUAGUGCGUGUGUCUGUUAACUGGCGUGACCUUUUAAAACAUCUGGUAAUAAGUGGAGCGUAGAAGCACCCCUGCGCCCCCCAUUCUGUAAUUACAGCAUUCAUCGUGAAGAUGGAGCUGAAGAAAAGCAAGAACUUUGUAGCAGAGAUUCUUGAGCGAUUCUUAAAAGGGGCUGUGCCACAUGAAAGCGUCUAUCUCAGUUUUUUGGUUGUUUGGGGAAAAAAAACAAUGAGGGCAAAUCUUUUCUAAAUGACUCCACCUUAGAUUGGCCUGACUAUAGCGUGCUGCUAUGACACUCAAUGUUAUUCGUUUCAAGUCAGAUGACUUGGAAUGGACCAUCGGUUAAAAAUCAAGGGGUGAUAAUCGCAUCUGUCUGUCGAAAAAGAAGGAACCGUGUGCGCUUCGAACGAAGGCCAAGUGUGCAUGAGGGCAAGCUGUAGUUGUGUUCAUGAAUCAUCAGGUGUCUACUACCUAAAUCUUGUCGAGCCUUCAGGGAUUGCUGCUCGGGCUCGCUCACCAUCAAGACAAAUAGAAUCCAAAAUGCUGAGGGCAACUUUCAACCGCAACUGAACAUUUGGCCUGCAUUCGAUGUGUGUGCGUGUGUGGAGCGGGUUAAAGUCCUCUGUGAAUGCACCAGAUUGUCAUUUGUUCUUACAUCACUGGUCGUGGAAAUGAGCCUUUUUCUUGUUAUUCAUUAUAAAAAAUUAAAAAAAGCUUUACCUUCAAGAA
Molecule: messenger RNA, 3667 nt
Organism: Syngnathus acus (greater pipefish)
Lineage: Eukaryota; Metazoa; Chordata; Actinopteri; Syngnathiformes; Syngnathidae
Gene: tbc1d16
Product: TBC1 domain family, member 16
Exons: 14
Coding region: 230-2467 (745 amino acids)
Biological process (GO): activation of GTPase activity
Cellular component (GO): early endosome
Molecular function (GO): GTPase activator activity
Source: RefSeq, a predicted model, not a curated record